UAUAUGUAGUUAGUACCGCCCACUUCCCUAUUUUACCAGGAAGUGGUUGUGUUUGCUCGGAUGACGUCACAACGACCAGCUCUAUUCGAGACUGCAGUGGAAGCCGCUAACGUCAAAAAGUAUCUUUAACUCUCCGACCAACACUGUGACGGCCAUCUUCGACAGAAAGAGGUCCAGGGAGCCACUAGGGUGGCGCUAAAGAGCCGCAGGAUUGCUGACCCUCGCACUAAGAUGCUGGACAUGUGGUGUUGAGCAGCAGGCAGUCCCAGUCCCAGUCCUAGUCCCAAUCCCAGGCUGAGCAGGAGGAUGAGGCCCAUACCUCCAUGACCACUUUAGCCAUCGCCGUGCGCGGCCUCCUGUUGGCCUUCACCUCUAUGAAGCAAGCCGCCAUCUUGGACCUACGCUUCCACCCCAAAUGGCGGCCGAUCGCCGCGGUCUCCCUGCUGGCCUUGGCGCUCAUGUUGUACCUGCACUGGACUGUGGGGGGCGCAGACGCACCUGUGGACGCUCUGCAGCUGCAUCGCAACGACGUGCUGGGAAACGUGGACGCACACGCCCGCCGCCGCCACAGGAGGCUCAAAACUUACAAUGACACCUACCCUCUGAGUCGGCCUGUCAAGACCAAGGACGGCGUCAGGUACUGCAUCGGGGUCAUCGCGGACCUGGACACGGCCUCACGCAGCACCAAAGACCAGACCUGGUUCAGCUACAUGAAACGAGGUCAUGUGACCGUCUCACACGCCGCUGACAGGCUGGAAGUGGAGUGGGAAGAUCAUGUGAUCACACUGGAGACUCACCUGGCUGAGAAAGGACGAGGCAUGGAACUGUCUGAGCUGGUGGCCUUCAAUGGUCAGCUGUACAGUGUGGAUGACCGCACAGGUGUGGUGUACAGGAUUGAGGGCAGGCAGGCAGUGCCCUGGGUCAUACUUCCUGACGGGGACGGCUCUGUUUCUAAAGGCUUUAAAGCAGAGUGGCUGGCAGUGAAAGACGAGUGUCUGUAUGUUGGCGGUCUUGGAAAGGAGUGGACCACAACUACUGGAGAGGUCGUCAAUAACCACCCAGAGUGGGUGAAGGUUGUGGGUUACCAUGGCGACAUCGAGCACGAAAACUGGGUGCCACACUACGACGCCCUGCGGAACGCCGCGGGCAUCAAUCCACCAGGAUAUUUGAUCCAUGAAUCAGCGGCGUGGAGCGAGCGUCUCCAGCGGUGGUUUUUCCUGCCUCGCCGUGCCAGUCACCAGCGCUACGAGGAGACGGCGGACGAGCAGCGUGCGACCAACCUCCUGCUGUCCAGCAGGGCGGACUUCAGCGACAUCACCGCGCGACACAUCGGCCCUUUGAACCCCACACGCGGGUUUUCCUCCUUUAAAUUUGUUCCCCACACGGACGACCAGAUUAUUUUGGCCCUCAAGUCAGAAGAAGACGGCGGCACCAUCGCCUCCUACAUGAUGGCGUUCACGCUCGACGGCCGCGUGCUGAUGCCGGAGACCAAGAUCGGAGAUGUGAAGUAUGAAGGACUGGAGUUUAUCUGACAAACACUGUACUGUAAUAAUUAAUCAUGAAGAUAUUACUUAGCAACUUCCAGUCUGUAGAGAAAAACUAUGAAAAUAGUCUUUUUUUAAUCAAAAUGUUUUUUAUUUUGUAUUAACUUAUAUUUAUACUGACGAGUAUUCCCAAGCUGUACAAUACUAACUUAUCUAAAGAUAGAUAAUAUAUUUAUAACUGAAUAAAUUAAUCCCCCAUGA
This is a messenger RNA of Nerophis ophidion (straightnose pipefish), 1745 nucleotides long. Its product is annotated as soluble calcium-activated nucleotidase 1-like. Gene Ontology annotation, molecular function: calcium ion binding; GDP phosphatase activity; UDP phosphatase activity. Gene Ontology annotation, biological process: proteoglycan biosynthetic process. NCBI's taxonomy places the organism in Eukaryota, Metazoa, Chordata, Actinopteri, Syngnathiformes, Syngnathidae. Bases 324 to 1532 code for a protein of 402 amino acids. The record is from RefSeq and is a predicted model, not a curated record. The transcript has 6 exons.